This is a messenger RNA of Linum trigynum, 3754 nucleotides long. The record is from the annotation of a GenBank genome assembly. NCBI's taxonomy places the organism in Eukaryota, Viridiplantae, Streptophyta, Magnoliopsida, Malpighiales, Linaceae.
UGUUGUUUUUAUCUCUAACGUGUUACAUGGUCUAUGCACCAUCAUGACAAUGAUCUCGUAAAAUUAAAAUAACUUCCGAUUUUUGCAAGAUAUGGUAUUUGAAGAUAUCAACAACGUUAGGCUGGGUUCAAAUCUUGCCAACUGCUAUUUCUGUGUUACUCCUUUGAUGGUUACCGACAGGGUUGUGUGUCAGACUAAAUUACUUCUAUGGAUUUGCCUAAUAUUCAUAUGAGCCAAGGUUUCCAAUUUUGUACCAAUUUUUGUACCAAUUUACUAAAUUAAUUCUUAGAGCUAGUCAGCCAACAAAAUCCACAACAACAAACAAGAACACUUCAUCAAAACUAAUUACUAGAAAAAUCCAUCUUCCUCCCUAAAUUAUUGCCUAAAAUGAGAAUAAAGGAAAAGAAAAAUCACACAAAAUAAACAAAAUUUCUUUUUCUCCCUUCUCCCACCUCUAUCCAAUCCACGGCUCCUCUGUUCCUAAUGAUCCCUCCAUUUCCCUAAUUCAAAAGCCAGUAAAACAAAAUAUAGUAAUCCGCCAUUUCCACCCUAAAUCAACAAAACCGAAGGAUCCCCUCCAUUCCGCCAUUUCCUUAUUCUUGCAGAACCAUUUUCCCUCUCUUUCUGGAGGGAAGAUGGCGACCGAAAGAAUAAGAAAAAAACCAAGAAGAACGAUUGCUCCUCCUCCUUCACCAUCACCUCCAAAUUCAAAACCAAGCGCAACCCAUUCCACCUCCUCGAUCGAUUCACAAUACCCUUAUCCUAAAAUGGCUGUAGCCACAUUUGCCCUCGUCCUCUUCCUGACUUCUCUCUCGUCCUUCGCCGCCGGCGUGCCGUUUCAGCCGGACGACAGAUUCCUAAUCGCCUGCGGAUCCAAGAGCCAGCUCCAACUCCCCGACGGCCGUACAUUCAUGAGCGACGAGGAAGCCAAAGGGUUCCUAAAGAGCGAAGAGAACAUUGUCGUCUCCGUUCCUUCCGGCGACGUCCCUUCCUCCGUUUACCUUAACGCCAGGAUUUUCACCACCGAGGCUAUGUACAGCUUCACCCUAAAAUCCCCCGGCUGGCAUUGGAUUCGCCUCUAUUUCUACCCACUGAAGAACAAUAACAGGGAUUUGAAAACGGCUAGGUUUACGGUGACGACGGAUAGGUACGUUCUGCUCCACGAUUUCAAUUUGGGGAACGAAACCGCCGUCUCCAAAGAGUACCUUAUACAGAUAACUGACCAGAUCUUCUCGAUCCACUUCAAGCCGGCGAAAGAUUCGGUGGCUUUCAUCAACGGGAUCGAAAUCGUUUCCGCUCCCGACGAGUUGAUCGCCGACGAAGGAACGGAGCUUUUCCCCGUCACCGGAUUCUCUGGAUUGACGAAGUACGGUUACCACACCGUUUACAGGUUGAAUAUGGGUGGGAGCCUGAUUACUCCGAAGAAUGAUUCUUUGGGGAGGACAUGGGACAAUGAUAGGCGUUAUCUUAAGGCUGAUGUUUUGGCUCAGAAUGUGACAGUCCCAACCUCGGCGAUUAACUAUGGGAAGACGGUGACGCCAUUGAUAGCGCCGCCUUCUGUGUACGCAACUGCUGAUAAGAUGGCUAAUGCGCAGACGACCGAGGCCAAUUUCAAUGUGACGUGGAAUUUGGAUGCUGACCCUUCGUUCAAUUAUCUACUCCGGCUUCAUUUCUGUGAUAUUGUGAGCAGGUCUCUGAAUUCUCUCUACUUCAAUGUGUAUAUCAAUGGCAGGACCGCAAUCUCUGCGUUGGAUUUGUCUGCACUUACUGGCCAAUUGGCAACUCCAUACUUCAGAGAUAUUGUGGUGAGUUCGUCGUUGAUAACUAAAGGGCUUGUGGUUGAGAUUGGUCCUACCCAUGAGGAUACAGGAAGUAAAGAUGCAUUUUUGAAUGGUUUGGAGGUGUUGAAGAUGAGCAAUAGUGUUGAUAGCUUGGAUGGAGAGUUUGGUAUUGAUGGGAGGCAAGCUAUAGCGAAUCGCAACACGGUUGCAGCUGUUGGGUUUGCGAUGAUGUUUGGAGCUUUUGUGGGUCUUGGUGCAAUGGUGAUGAAGUGGCAUAAAAGACCACAGGAUUGGCAGAGAAGGAACAGCUUCUCUUCAUGGUUACUUCCUCUCCACGCUGGUGAUAGUAGUUUCCUGUCAAAGGGCUCAAUGGGUUCCCACAAAUCGAACUUCCACUCGUCGACGUUUGGUCUGGGACGAUUCUUCUCCCUCGCGGAGUUGCAGGAAGCUACGAAGAACUUCGAUUCGAGCGCAAUAAUAGGGGUGGGAGGGUUUGGAAAUGUUUAUAUAGGUGAGAUUGAUGAAGGCACUAAAGUUGCUGUCAAGAGAGGAAACCCACAAUCCGAGCAAGGGAUCAACGAGUUUCAGACCGAGAUUCAGAUGCUGUCGAAGCUUAGGCACAGGCAUUUGGUGUCACUGAUUGGAUACUGUGAUGAGAACGAUGAGAUGAUCUUGGUUUAUGAGUUCAUGUCUCAGGGACCCUUUAGAGACCAUCUCUAUGGCAAGAACUUGCCACCAUUGUCGUGGAAGCAGAGGCUGGAGAUUUGCAUAGGCUCAGCUCGUGGGCUGCAUUACCUGCACACGGGGACAGCACAAGGCAUCAUUCACAGGGAUGUCAAGACGACGAACAUCUUGCUCGAUGACACGUUUGUGGCUAAAGUUGCCGACUUUGGGCUGUCUAAAGAUGGGCAGAUGGGGCAGAACCAUGUGAGCACUGCCGUGAAGGGAAGUUUCGGGUACUUAGAUCCAGAGUACUUCAGGAGGCAGCAGUUGACUGAUAAAUCGGAUGUGUAUUCGUUUGGGGUGGUUCUGCUGGAGGCAUUGUGUGCUAGACCUGCAAUCAACCCAGCACUGCCGAGGGAGCAAGUGAAUUUGGCCGAGUGGGCUAUGCAGUGGAAGAGGAAAGGGUUGUUGGAGAAGAUCAUUGACCCUCACCUUGCCAGAACUAUUUGCCCCGAAUCGAUGACCAAGUUCGCUGAGGCUGCGGAGAAAUGCUUGGCUGAGCAUGGUGUGGAUAGGCCUAGCAUGGGGGAUGUGUUGUGGAACUUGGAGUCCGCGUUGCAGCUUCAAGAGCAGUUCUUACAAAAGAAGAGUGAAGAUGAUAAUGGGGAUAAAGAAUCUCCUACAGAAGCUCCUGUUGCGGCUUCUGCUGGUGCUGCUGUUCCUGUUGCUGCCUCUCCAGCUCCUUUGCCACCUGCUGCUCCUCCGACCAUGGAUUCUUCAUCUUCUUCGAGGGAUACGGGGAGUCAGAAUCGAGCAGGAGGACCGAAUGAAGUUCAUGCCAUUAGUGAACACUCUGGCACUGCCGUGUUUGCACAAUUCUCAGACCUAAGUGGAAGGUAACCCAUAUGCCGUGAAGAUCAUCAUUAUCUGAUACAAUCAUGGGAAUUGGCAUAAGCUCCAAAAGAAGAUGUAGGAUAUGUAGAAGGGUUUGGGAGGGAUCAUCCUUAACAUAUAUAUGGAAUGAAAUAGUACAUUGCUUGAGCAGAAAGUUUGCUCUUUUUGUACAAUGUAGUAGAUUAUGUAUAGCAAGUCCUUGCCACCUUCUUCCUCAUUCCUAUGAAAUCUGUAACUGUGACUUACCCUCAUUCUGAUGAUUGUUGUAAAACUUGGUAUGGAAAUGGAUGUGAUCAUAAUUAUUUAUAAAUUCAUUCACUCUUCUUUUCUAAUUCUCAAGACCCUAGGAUAGGAUGAAUUUAUGGUAAUUUGGAGAUGGAAUUCGGCCAAACGAAAAAUAAACAAGUGGAGAUUUG